Messenger RNA from Cotesia glomerata, 1722 nucleotides. RefSeq lists its product as uncharacterized. The transcript is spliced from 2 exons. The coding region runs from base 411 to 1721 and encodes 436 amino acids. The record is from RefSeq and is a predicted model, not a curated record. NCBI's taxonomy places the organism in Eukaryota, Metazoa, Arthropoda, Insecta, Hymenoptera, Braconidae.
AAGUGCUUGUAAUGCUUCCGGCAGUCUAAAUGUUGAUACAUACAAAAUCAGCGUACAGACAUCCGACCGUCCUCGUAAAAUUUUGUUCGAAACGUUUUUUAUUUCCAAGUAGCAACAUAAAAUUAUUUUUAUAAACUAUAAGAUGGAUUAAUUAAAGUGUUUUCUCGAUGUACGUCUACUCAUAUUAUUGUACAAGUGCAAUAUGGUUGUGAUAGAGGCAUUUGAAGAUCACAAAAUUACUUGACCUUGACGUAUCGGGAGUAAAGCACUGCCUCAACCGCUUUGCGUUAUGAGACGUUCAAUAAUUAUCUCUUGAAUCACUCUAAAUUGAUGAGUAAUCUAUAGAAAAAAAAAUUUUUUUUAUUGUAUUUAUUAGAUGUAACAAAUUUGCACACUCAAUAUUAUUAAAAAUGAAUUACGUGAUAGACUUCAUCGGGUUCUACAUUGACGACCGAUUAAGAAUCGAAGAAUUUUGCGAAUGUAGAGUAAGUAAAAAGGGUGUUGAAGUAAGAAAUCCAAUGCUAUUUGCGAUUGAUCCUGACGAUGUAUCAUCUUAUGGUACAUCACAAAAUGGCAAUCAAGAAUACUAUCAGAAAUUCGGUAUCGGAGUCGCCUCCCCUAGGUAUUUGGUAUCCACGUUGAUCAAUUACAUCAACGAAUUAUUGUCAACCAAUGAAAAGAUCUUCGUAAGAAAUCAUGAGAAAAUACAGCAAUUGAAGGAUUUUAUGAAUAUGCCCUACAAUUACAAUAAUUUAAUGUCUUUAGAAGCCAAAGGCUGCGAUACGAGUCAUAUUAUUUUAGGUACAGACUGUCAGUAUCACGACAAUGAAUAUUUGAAUUAUUGCGUGCGUGAAAACGCUAAGUUUAUGGCAAAUUGGUUGAAAGAAAGGGAAUUCCCCGGAAGUAUUGCAGUUCUUGAUUUAAGCGGUUAUAGAACUUUUAACGGGAGUUUUGAAAUAAAAGAAAUAAGCAUUAUGAUUUUAAAUAAUUAUGGUUCCAUAAUUAAUAAUAUAUUGUUUGUAACAGUGGUUACUCAAGUAGAAGAUACUUCAAAGGAAUUUGUUAAGGCUUACAACAAAACAUACUAUAAUAAUUACGGUAUUAAAUGGAAAACCGGUAAUGUGCCAUUGCCAUUAUUAAGUCAUAAAAUUGUAAAAUUAUUAAUUAACCACGACGUAACGAAUAUUUUUGUUAAAAAUAUUGACAUUGAAAUAAAAUUGUCUUCACUUAUCAAAGAUAACCUUAAAUCCGAAAUUCAUCGGUUGACUGAUUAUGGCUUUAUAGAUCAGUUGACCGUUAACAAUCGAGCCUUAGAUUGCAAAUAUCACGAGCACCCAAAUUCACAAAAAAACAUCUGCGUUCAACAAACUAACUUACAAUUGGUGGAAUUUAUUAUCUAUAUACAGCUCUAUAAAAUGGAAGUUUUAGAGGGUGUUGAAAAGUUCAUGCAACUGUCGCAACAACAUCUCGGUGUUGGUAAUAGCAGCACUAGUGAUCUGUAUUUCAGUAAUUUACCGUCCAAUCAGAUUUAUACUGACUCGAAUGUUGACAGUGAAAUCACAGAAAGUGAAAAUGAUGAAAAAGAUGAUCGGCUUAAAGAAUUUAAUUUAGAUGUUAAUACUGAAAUAUUAGAUGAUAUUGAUAUAGAUAUAUUGCUGGAUGGUCAAGACGUUAAAAAUGAUGAUUUUAGUAUGAUUAAUUUUGAUAUUGAUCAGUUAUAAU